CUUCACUAUUAAUUUCUCCCCUGUUUUCCAGGGUUUCACUGAUUCAAAACUUCUUCUUUCUUCUUUGUUUCUUUUUUAACCAAAAAAAGCAUUUUUUCUUUCUUUCUUGACCCCUUGUUAUAUCUUUCUUCCCCUUUUCUAUCACUGCCCAAAAUAUUUAUUUAGAGACCCUUUUCUUGAACUCAAGUUCAUGUCUAAUUUGUAUAAUCAUAACUUGAAUUUCUCACCUGCAAGAGCUGUUUCUCCUCAUAUUAAUAGGACCAACCAAGAUGUUGAUAGUCAGUACUUGACAGAGUUGUUAGCAGAAAGGCAAAAGCUUGGACCUUUUACACAAGUUCUUCCAAUAUGUAGCCGACUCUUGAAUCAAGAAAUACUAAGACUUUCUGGAAUGAUACCCAACCAAGCACUCAGUGACUAUGACAGACUACAACGUGGAAGCCCUAGUCCCGUGGGUCCAUAUGACAUGAUGCAACAUGUUGGAGGAAAAGGUUUAGGUGGCUGGAAUGGGAAUGGAUGGAAUGCCUUUCAAGAGCAAAGAUUAGGUGGACCACAGGGAAGGCCCAUCGACUGGCAAGCUUCACCAGGAAGUCCAAGUUCAUUUGUUGUUAAGCGGGUGUUGCGUUUGGAUAUACCUGUUGACAGAUAUCCGAAUUUCAACUUUGUUGGGCGGCUUUUAGGACCUCGAGGUAAUUCUCUGAAGCGGGUGGAAGCAUCUACUGGGUGUCGUGUAUUUAUAAGAGGACAGGGUUCAAUAAAAGACCCUGAAAAAGAAGAGAGUCUGAGAGGCCUUCCAGGUUAUGAGCACCUCAAUGAGCAACUGCAUGUUCUACUUGAGGCAGAAUUACCCCUCAAUAUAGUUGACGCACGGUUGAAACAAGCGAGCCAAAUUAUUGAAGAGCUGCUCAGACCUGUGGAUGAGUCGCAGGACUUAUAUAAAAGGCAACAGCUUAGAGAACUUGCGUUGCUGAAUAACAAUUUUAGAGAAGAGAGCCCCCAACCAAGGGGUAGUCUAUCUCCUUUUAGUUCAAGCGGGAUGAAGCGAGCGAAAACUGGUUGGUGAUGAAUGCUAUGUUUCCUAUUUGCACAGCUGCUUCGCGUCUUCAGGCAGGGGGAUGCUAAUCUGCACCUAAAUGCAGCGCUUUUUUGUGGCUUUAACGUGGUGAAAAUAGUAUGUAACGAAGAAAAAAUAGCAGAUUAAAGACAACCUCAAACUGAUUUGUUGACUGUAGUUGUUUGUUGUUGAAGUAGAAUGAUUAUUUGAUUUAUUUGUUCUGGACAGCUAGUUGACAAGGGUGAUUUCCUUUCUUUUUUUCUCCUUUCCUUUUUGGGAUUUGUAUCAUAACAUCCUUUGUUAAAUAUAGAUUGCUAUAUGUAAAUCCUAUGAUAUGGAUUUAAGACCAUGUUCUCUCUAUAAAUGCAGAAGCUACAGUCCACUCCA
Molecule: messenger RNA, 1438 nt
Organism: Lycium ferocissimum
Lineage: Eukaryota; Viridiplantae; Streptophyta; Magnoliopsida; Solanales; Solanaceae
Product: KH domain-containing protein At3g08620-like
Exons: 7
Coding region: 191-1060 (289 amino acids)
Biological process (GO): regulation of mRNA splicing, via spliceosome
Cellular component (GO): nucleus
Molecular function (GO): mRNA binding
Source: RefSeq, a predicted model, not a curated record